Mizuhopecten yessoensis (Yesso scallop) is the source of this 7227-nucleotide messenger RNA. RefSeq names its product von Willebrand factor A domain-containing protein 7-like. The transcript has 22 exons. NCBI's taxonomy places the organism in Eukaryota, Metazoa, Mollusca, Bivalvia, Pectinida, Pectinidae. The record is from RefSeq and is a predicted model, not a curated record. The coding region runs from base 213 to 3332 and encodes 1039 amino acids.
GUGUUACACAAGGGGCGGGAAGGGGAGUUCUUUAUGGCGAAUAUGACUAACGGAAUCCAGGAAGUAAUCGGGUACCUGGAACCUGCUAGUUUAUUCGACGGUAUACAUUGCCAAGAGGAUGUUGUCUGUGUAGAUGCACCGUACAUUUGAUGGCAAGUUAUUAUAAGGACUUUGGAGAAUAUAGCGAUCCUACGGUAUAGUCGUUAUAUAAAAUGAUGAAGGGACGAUUGACAAUGUUAUCUUUGUGUCUGUUCUUAACUUCGGCUGUAACAUUUAUUGAAGCUUUUAACCCUAACACCGGACUCAGCGAUGAUACUGCCACUUACACACAUCAACGAAUAACCGUUGAAGCUAUAGACAGGAUUGCAGCAGACUUUUUAUUGACCAGUAACCAGGUGACGACGUCACAGACCACAGAAUAUGAUUUUGUCAUCAAAGAGCAUUUCGAAUCCGAUUCUGACAGCUACGAAAACUACAAAAACAGGGCUCAGCAAUUUGCCAACGCAGUCUCAAAUGUGUAUCAGAGUUAUCGUACAAACCCAGAUUAUACCGUCAACUCUGAACGAAUCCUCGAAGCACAUAAAAUAGUCCAGGACACACGACUAGAGAUAGCAAGCAUCCUGUCGUCAGAAACAUUAACUGAUACAGCAGUUACAUUAUUGGUUGAAAAAUUAGGGAAAUGUUUGAUGAUCAUCCAGUCAUUCUACAGUAACACUAACUGGGUCGAGAUGAAUGGCAGAGUAGCGUAUACAGAUUUCGGUUCACUAGCGGCACAGAGCUUAAUGCAGAUAGCCUCAUCUAGUGAUGCAACCUGUAGGACCUGUGACGACAGCCGUGUAGCGCUGAACCUGGGUUCCUGUAACGACAACUUAGUACUCACUGAUCGGCUCACGAGUGGAUAUUUGUCUGGGCAGCUUCACUCUCCAAAACCAACAGCUAACCCAGCUCAUACUACAGGGAAGUGCAGUCAUGGUGGCGUAAAGGAUUCUGGGAGGAUAACUCCGGCUGCCGGGGGUAUCAACAAAGAAACCACAGACUGGGACUUUUCUCCUCAUGCUCAUCUGCAUAACGACGCCUCUGAAGCUGCUAUUCAGGCAACCGUGGCAUUCUUUAUGGAUCCAACAACUGGUAUACUCACUGACAAAGUUCAAACAACUGUAGCGACACUACUUGGGUUGCAACUGAAAUCGACACCUUCCCUUGCAUUCGCCAUCGACGUUAGCGGAUCAAUGGGAGACGAUAUAGCAUCGGUAAAGGAAGUGUUACGUGCUAAAGUUAACGAAGUAAAGGGGACCGAACGUGCGCCAGGCAAAUAUGUGCUAGCUACAUUCAAUGACCCCGCGAGUUUAACUGAAGUUACCAGUACGACUGAUGGCGAUGAAAUGAUUCGUUUGAUAGACAACCUUAUCAUAAGUGGAGGCGGCGAUUGUCCGGAAUAUGCAAUAUCUGGAAUACGAGCUGCUAUUCGACUCUCGGAACCAAAUUCAAAAAUAAUUGUUGCCACUGACGCCGACGCAAAAGAUUCCAUUGAUACAUUCACUGCUAUUAGUGAGGCAAAUGCGAAAACGAUCAGGAUUGAAUUUCUCCUGACCGGGUCAUGCACUCGACGACGCAGAGUCGCUCCGGCAAGGUAUAAGAGAAACCUGGCAACGUUCCAAAGUAUCGCGGCCAGUACCGGAGGGACUGUAUAUCAAAUUGGCAGCGGUGAGCUUUCAACUAUCCUAAAUCAAUUACUCCAGGAGGACUUUGCGUCAUCAACGGCAGUGGUGGAUUAUUUUGUACAGACCACGUCAGAGAGCAACUCAAUGGAUGUACAUGUGGAUAGUGAAACUACCAAUCUCGUCAUCACUAUCUCAGGUCCGUACAGCUCAACGCAUGCAACGUUAUCGGAUCCCACAGGAACCGUUCAAACAUUUUCCACAGAAGGUACCACUCGGUACUAUUCCAGUAACACGAUCACAAUGACAAUUCAGAAUCCGACGCCUGGUACCUGGGUAUUGACCCGCCUUCUGAGUAGACGAUGGGAAGUCAACGUCACUGUCUCCAGCGCUAUUGACAUCGAUAUUCAGCUGAUAGAAACUGACGACACCGGAAUAUAUUACGUGUCUAACAGGAACCCGAUAAUAGGUAAAAACUACACGAUUGCUGUCGUAGUGUACAAUUUGAACUCGUCGUCGACAUCCUUUGCUCUGAACAUUCUAGACGAGGAGGGGACAGUGAAUUACAAUACACCCAUAGACCUCAAUUUUGGACCUUCUAAGAUCACUGGUUAUACAUCGAUUGUGAUUCCAUCCACGAGUUUCUACGUCCAGUUAAGUGGGACCGACCAGGAUGGGUUCCAGUUCAAGAGAACAUUGGGAACAUCGAUAACACCUGUUGGUGUGGAUUUAUUUAUUCAACCAAUAUUUGGAAACCUUGCCAUCGGAACACCUCAGAACAUUACCUAUACACUAAGUAACCAGGGCAGUACUACAGAGACGUACACGGUUAGCAUUGUCGACGAUAAAGGACGAAUUCUAUCGCCAACUUCACAACAGCACAGCGUUAGUGCAGGGAAUGAUACAACUGGAAUAUUUCAGCUGACAAGCACCAUUGAACUGGAAUACAUUACCUACACAGUAAGCGUCACCACCUUCGGAUCGUCAACUGUUCUACAGUCUACGACAUAUACAGCAAUGUUUGCUGGAUCGUACUGUUCGGCAUUCAUGACGUCACAGUGCAGCGGGGGAAACACCGGAAGUAGUAAUUGCUCGCUAUCCAAUUGGUCUGCUAAAGCUGCUUUCUCAUUUGACGUCACGACCUUCAUCGUCACGGAUAAUGUUACCGUAUCCAUUGACGGCACCGACAGGACACGACUGCUCAUCAAUGGCACUUGCUGUAUAACAAAUUUCACAGUCAAUGCAUUUCCUACAACCGGAAGUGGUUGCCAAGCGUCGCAAUCGGUUGUUGGAUCGGUAUUUCAAUCAUCAACUGACGACGUUUCCGAUCAGGAAGAUGCUGACGUCACUUCCGCUAUAAGCACAAACAUCGGACUGAUCGUUGGGGUGUUGGUUGGUGUAGCGGUGCUCAUUAUCGGUGCCACAGCCUUACUGAAGCAUGUAACGUCGAAACAGACCGUUGUAAAAGAUGAUGGUGUAAUUGCUUUUAAUGACGACAAACAUGCUGACAUUUCAGGUCGAACGCACUUCGACCCAAAGACACUGAAUCCCAAGUCACUGGAGAUAAUGCUGUCACCAGCUCCGCCUCGGGCUACAACGCUGAGAAUAAAUGUGCGUAGCAGAAACCAGUUCUGGAACAACAAACCAGAUAAACUUCGAACUGUGAAAAUGUAGAGGGUCAAUAUGUGAUAUAAUGUGGCUAUACCAAACAUUAAGAUAUAUAACGCAAAUGCUAUUCAACGUCACUACAUUAAGAAAAUUAGGAAUAAGCAUAUUUUGAAUGUUAUCUGUGUGUAAUUCCUAUAUAAAAUAAUAUAUUCAUUAUUUGGCAAAUGAUAAGUUCCAUGUUAAUCUUAUAUAUCAGCCUACAGAAAACACUGCACAAGGAGAGUUAAAAGAAUCAUUGUUAAUCGAUAUAUUUAAAUCUGGUCUAAAUUGUUCUAACGGCAAAGUCAUUGCAUGAAUAGAAAAAGAAAAUUUAUGCGAAAAGUAUGUUGCUGUACCUAUGCCUGUAAAAAUAUAUGUAUUUCUGUAACAUCAUCUUUGUUGUUCCACAAGAGUUGACGUAAAAGUCUUGUGUUAAUUUUAGCGUCACUUUGAGUAGGUUGUAUUAUGACGCCAUAACGUAUCAUGACGUCAUCAUUUUCUGUGUUUUGUUGAUGUCCUGUCAACAUAAAUAAGCAUUCCCCUGAGGAACCUUUAAAUGUGAAAGGUCUAGGGAAGUGCUAAGAAACACUUUUCUCAUUUCUUUUAUAUUUAACAAUCAAAAAGACUUUGGAUGUUUUUUGUGUAUGUUUUUAAAAGAUAUUUAUUGUUUAUAUAUCUUAUAUGAAAAGAAAAGGUUGAAGCCGGAUGAUGACGGACGAAGGAUGCUGCAUAAUAGCAUAAGCUCACUUGGACUUUCGGGCAGAUGAUCCAAAACAAACGAAUUCAAUGUAUAUUUUUAUCAAUUCCCUUUAUAUAAAAACAAAAAUGUUGAUAUUCAUUUAAAGUAUUAUGUCGGGUUACUUCAUAAAGUUAUAUUAUAAAAUAUAUUUUUCUAUCAUUGUAUUUUGCUAUGUACAGGUUUGUGUUGUGUGUGAUUUUUUUCAAGAAGAAAAACAAAUGAAAUAUUUCAAUAAUUAUGUUGUUGAUUGUUUGACAAACGUAAAAUCUUGUGACCGAAUGAAACCAAUAAGGUUUUGUUCACAUUGUAUACUAAAAUGCAGGUUGAAGACUAUGAUAUCGCUUUUUUUUUGGCGAGAAACCUUCAUGCUUACCAGAUAUGUCUUUUUGUGACGACAAUUGUUCAUUGAACUGUGGUACUUGUUUCUAUUUCCAUGUUGGUUCCAAAAUAUGUGUUUAUGCAUGCAUGCGUUUAAAUAUCUUAUUUGUUCAUUUUGACUUCAAUUCAGAGGUUGAAAUAUACAUCUUAAUGAGAAAUACUGUCUGUGGACAUCUUGAUAUUUGGAAUAUAUUCAAAUAGUUAUCCAAUCAGGUCGGGAGAAGAACUGUUUUGUCAUUACAUUAUUCAAAACCUGAAAUCCUCUGGCUGUCAACACAAAUAUUGUUAGCUUAUUACUAUUAUUAGGUUGAUACAUUUUUGAUGCAAUGUUCAAAUAGAUCCCAUUAAUGUACUAAGAUCCCAGUACCUAGACCAUCAGUUUCAAUUCACCCUUUAACAGACCUCUUACUACAUAUCCUUGUUAUAAAACUAUUUACAAUAACAUGUUUUUGUUAUGUAAUUAUUAACAAUUACAUAUCCGUGACAUGCAAUUAUAAUUUCUAUACGACUUUGGAUAAUAGAAGUCGAGCCGUGUCUGUAUCAAUAUAAUCCAUGCGCGCGAGUUACUAAGCUGUGCGCACGAGUUACUUAUCGGUGCGCACGAGCUACCAAACCGUACGCAUGAAUAAGUAACUUCUGCUCAGGGAUUAGUAAGCAUGGGCUCCGUAGAUGAAGCUUCAUUCUUUUUGUUCAUUUAAUGUUAAGGAACAAAUCAUGUCUUUUACAUCUAUAACCUUGGAGCACGUGCUAUAUAUUACGAUAUAUUAGGCUCUGUUUGACUAUUUGAUUAUCAUGUGACAGGAACCGGGUAGUUAAUAUAAACGGAUAAAACAACUAUUAAUGUUUUACAAUAAAAUAAUUAUUUUAUACUACUUUAACAUCAAAUAUUAAUCAAACAGUUUAUGAUAAUUACAGAGAUUUUUUUUAUUAUUAUUUAACUUCAUGCACUUGUAUCCAUAUUUAAAUUUUUAACAUUUUUGACAUCGGAAAUAGAAUAUCUUUACGAUGUUUUGGUACAUAGACAUCUUGUUAUUUGACAUGCAGUAAAACAAUUAUCUAGUCAGAUCGGGAGAAAUAUUCUGACAUAAAACUUAAAGCUAAAUAUGAUCGGUUCUGUCUGUCAAUAGAAACAUUAAUAACGUAAUGUUACCACUAUACUUCUGACGUCAUCCUCUAAUAGAACUCAUCAAUAAACUCAGAUCCCAGUACUUUGAUUAAGUAAUAGUGUCGUAUUGUAUCAUGUGUAGCAUUUUAACGGUUUUUAAUUUCUCAAGUACAAGCAUCCAAUCUUCUAUCAACGUUAGCUCAAGUAGUGUCAAUUACAACCACUCUACAAGGGCCCAGUUGUUCGAAAGGUAACAAGCUUAAUCAGUAAUUAGCGCAAAUUUUACUUUUUGUGUAUCUUUAAACACAAUCAUUAACUGAGUGAAAAUAAUCCAUACGGCAAAGGUUGAAGUAAAACUACAUGCAAACUUAUGAGUUUUAUCUCGUACACUAGUUUAUGACAUAAAACUUUACUCAAUAUGAGCGUCUCUGUCUUAAUAACGUAUUAUUACCUCUAUACUUCUGUCAUUAUCCUCUAAUAGAUCUCAACAAUAAACUCAGAUCCCAGUACUUUGAGCUGUAGAAUGAAUACACCUGUUCUCGGUCCCGUAAACUCGAUUAUGUAAUUAUAAGUUAUAACAGUCGUUUUCCUAUCACGUAUAACGUUUUAACGGUUUUUAAAUUACCAAGUACAAGCAUUCAAUCUUUCAUCAAGUUUUGCUCCCGUAGCGUUAAUAACAGCCGAUCUACAAGGUCCCAGUUGUUAAAAAGGUGACAAGCGUAAUCAGUGAUUAGCGCGAAUUUUACUUUUUGUGUAUCUUAAAACCAUUAACUGAGUGCAAACAUUUCAUACAGCAAACGUUUUAGCAGAUUAAAUUUACAUGCAAAAUUAUGAAAUUUUUACCUCGAAUAUUGAUCAAAUAUAAGAGGUUAAAAAUGUCAUUAAACAGUUAAAAAACUAAUAAAAGAAACAACUUACCCCUAGUUUACGUUUAUUUCAUUAAAGAGAUAAAAUUAUAUAGAGCGCGCGCAUAAUGUAGCUUUAGUGGCUUUAAUGGCUUUAAUGGUUUUAACAUGGAAGUUUAACAGUAAACGGGAAAAACAGAAUAUUUGUAAAUUUUUGAUAUUACUCAAAAAUCACUUUAGGAAAAUGUACAUGAAUGAAUGAAUUCCCAACAAGGCUGUGAUGUUUUAUUUUUAUGUGCAUUACACGUUAAAGUGACACCGUGAAAUAUACAGACGGUCACGUAGGCGGAUUUUAAUUAUCGAUCAACAUAGUUGUUUUCUCAGAGGUCACGCCUGUCUGUCAGCCACCCGACACUUUAAAUCGAUACCAUUAUCAUUCAUCCUUUUCUAUGUUUGGGCCAGAAUAAGGUUUAAGUAUGAACCGGCCAUUUUGGGAAUAAAAUAUUAAUCAUAUACAACGUCGUAUGUCUUAUAAAAUCAGCAGCAGGAAAGGCUAAGAGAGUUAAAAUUGUACAAUGGAGUAAAAUUUAAAAAGUUAGUUACAAAUAUCGUGUAAAGAUUAAAAUGGAAAGAUAUAUAUAUAUAAAUGCCGUAAAAGGAGUCAUAUAUGUCAAUGGAAUUACAUUUUGUAAAACAGACUAUUGUCUUUUAUAUAGUUGAAUAAUGCAUCUAAGUCUACGGAAAUGAAAAGGGUUUUAAUGUCCGUGGCACUGAAGUAUUUAUCACGAGUGUAUCUAAAGACUGAACAUUCUUUUAAAAUAUGCUCCGCUGUAAAUGGAGUCAUAUGCGUUGCAU